Molecule: messenger RNA, 1395 nt
Organism: Haemonchus placei
Lineage: Eukaryota; Metazoa; Nematoda; Chromadorea; Rhabditida; Trichostrongylidae
Source: the annotation of a GenBank genome assembly
AUGAUGGAUCCGCCUAGUAAAAAAAGGAAGAAUCUAGAUUUCCUGACGCAUCCAUGUUUGGGACCGUUCCUCGAAAAGUAUCGAAAUCUCGAUAACAAAGUUGAAGAGGGAUUAGCAAUAUGUACUGUUCGUCUGAGAGAACUUGUCGCUCACGCAGACGAGUGGCAUCCGGCUGUAAUUAAAAAAGAACUCGAUGAGAUUAAGGAGCUUAACUGUCGUAUGUUGGAAGACAAGUUGGAGUUGACCAAGCACGAAGAUUUUAUGCGCCUCGAAGCUUACAAGGCUAUGGUAAAACUGUACAGGGAUUGGGGAUUAAUCCCUGAGGAUGACGCUUUCUGGAAAGAAUUCGAUAUUCUACGAUCCCUCCCAUCUGAUCCUGUCGUUAACGAAGGAAUUGACCUGUUUGCUGACAUAGAUAACUCGUCAGCUGAUUCUCGUGAAGAGAACGACUGUUGGAUUCCACCGUCGUGGCUAGUGGCACCUUCAUCUCCACCGUCACCACUGAAUAAAAGAGAACUGCUCAAAUCGAUCCAGAGAAGCAAGAGAUUGUUGUUCCGCGACGAUUCUGAAGAUGGAGGUAGUCAUGAUUCUGGAGCGGUCGAUGGUCAUAACUCUGAAGCUAAUCGUGACUCUGGAUGUGAAAAUAGUCAUGAAGGAGUGGAAGAAAACCCGGAUGCGAUGGGAAACAAUGGUGAUGCUAGUGAAAGUCAGUCACCCGGACCAAUUUCAGAAGAAUCUGACCUAGAUGUCUACGAAGAAGACGUAGCUGAAGACAAGGUUUACUGCUACUGUCACCGAGGAAGUUACGGGUUUAUGGUUGCGUGCGAUGGGCUAAAAUGCAGAUACGGUGGUUGGUUCCAUCUACGUUGCACUGGGCUUGCCAAAGUUCCCGAAGUUUUCGACAGCUGGCUCUGCAAAUCGUGCAUCCGUAAGAAAGGGCCACGUUUCGAAUAUAGUAGCAGAGUCAUCAAGACCGAACCUGAAGACGACGGCGAAUACGGCGUGGGACCUCCAGCGACUGUCACAGAGGCUCCUACAGAAGUGCUUCCUGGAAAUCUGAGUCAGGCUCCCACUAAUGCUUCCUUCGAACAGUGCGGAGUUACUGGCACAGUUGAGUGCAACGAAAUGGAUGAACAUGGGAUUCAAUUCAUCGGGAUAUUUGAAGACCGUCCUUUUAUAGACCGAGUGAUAAAACAGGAGGUUCCAGAUGAUUACGAUGAUGUACAGAUACAGGAUAACAGUUCAAGCGGGUUGAUAUUGAGAGAAGAAGCUGAAGUCAUUGAACCGAGAAAAGCUUUGAGACAAGCUGAACGAGAUCACGAUGGUGCACCCGCGGAAUCGACGAUCUUCGGGCUAAGGAGUCGUCGAGGGAAAAGAUCCCGACAGAUUGAAUAG